Rosa rugosa (rugosa rose) is the source of this 846-nucleotide messenger RNA. RefSeq names its product disease resistance protein RPV1-like. The record is from RefSeq and is a predicted model, not a curated record. Lineage: Eukaryota; Viridiplantae; Streptophyta; Magnoliopsida; Rosales; Rosaceae. Gene Ontology annotation, molecular function: ADP binding. The transcript is spliced from 4 exons. Gene Ontology annotation, biological process: defense response. Bases 1 to 846 code for a protein of 281 amino acids.
AUGCUUGAAAUUUUAGAUGUUGACAGAGAUGAUGUACGCAUGGUAGGGAAAUGGGGAACUGGUGGAAUAGGGAAGACAACAAUUGCUAAAACUGUUUACAAUAAAAUUGCCUAUAAGUUUAAAGGUAGCUUCUUUUUGGCAAAUAUUGUUGCGGGGAAAGAAUUGAUAGCAACAAAUGUUUAUGAAGGAAGCACUUUAUUGCGUGAAAGAUUGAGACAUAAAAGGAUUCUCUUAGUUCUUGAUGAUGUGAAUAAACUAGGCCAGUUAAACAAAUUAGCAGGAACAUCUGAUUGGUUUCAAUGUGGCAGCAGAGUUAUCAUAACAACAAGAGAUAAGCAUUUGUUGAUUGCUCAUCAAGUGAAGCCAAUAUAUGAGGUCCAUGAACUAGGUCAUCAUGAAGCUCAUGAGCUCUUCAGUUCAUAUGCCUUCAAGAAUAAUAAAAAUUUGGAUGACAAUGAGAAACUGUCUGUUAGUAGUAUUGUUGAAUAUGCUAAAGGGCUUUCACUAGCACUAGAGAAUAGAAGUGAUGUGAUACAAAUACUAGAAGGUUGUGGCCACAUCAACCCCGAGCAAAGUAUUAAAGUUCUCGAAGAAAAUGCCCUCAUAUAUGUUGGUAGAUAUUUAAGCAUGCAUGAUUUGCUGGAAGAAAUGGGAAAAGAGAUAGUUUAUCGACAAUCACCAAACGAGGCUGGUGAACGCAACAGAUUAUGGUAUCAUGAGGAUGUGCACCAAGUUUUAACAGAAAGCACAGGAAUUAGUAAAACUGAAGGGAUAAUUGUAAAGCUGCCUACAAUAUAUAAGAUACACUUGAGUCCUAGAUGCUUUGAAAAGAUGAAAAAUCUUUAA